This is a messenger RNA of Eucalyptus grandis, 722 nucleotides long. Its product is annotated as sm-like protein LSM36B. Gene Ontology annotation, biological process: maturation of SSU-rRNA; mRNA splicing, via spliceosome. The transcript is spliced from 4 exons. Gene Ontology annotation, cellular component: sno(s)RNA-containing ribonucleoprotein complex; U4/U6 x U5 tri-snRNP complex; P-body. The coding region runs from base 134 to 415 and encodes 93 amino acids. The record is from RefSeq and is a predicted model, not a curated record. Gene Ontology annotation, molecular function: RNA binding. NCBI's taxonomy places the organism in Eukaryota, Viridiplantae, Streptophyta, Magnoliopsida, Myrtales, Myrtaceae.
AUGUAUGUGAUGCAGAGCUCGGGCUAGGGCUCGUUCUUCUCAAUUUCUCUGCAGCGCGCGCUCUGCCUUCGACCCAGCAUCGAACCAGGAACUUCCAGCGAAGUAGAGGAAGCAGUGAUUGAGGAUUAGGAGGAUGAGCGGAGGAGGAGAGAAAGGGUCGGCCACCACGAAGACCCCCGCGGAUUUCCUGAAAUCGAUUCGCGGGAGACCGGUUGUUGUCAAGCUGAACUCUGGAGUUGAUUAUCGAGGUAUUCUAGCCUGCCUGGAUGGAUAUAUGAACAUAGCAAUGGAACAGACGGAAGAGUAUGUCAAUGGACAGCUGAAAAACAAUUCUGUACAUCAGCACUUCAAAGCGGACUCUAGCAGAUGGGGCUUAGCGUUGAUUGUUCCAUGUAAUGUAGCAAUGCGGAGUUAAUGUAGCCAUAACUUUUGAUGGGUACAUUCUUGGUUGCUCUAGAAUCGUGGAAAAGUUAACAUAUUCCAAAAUUUAGAGCUGAUUUGUGAUUCCUACUGAUAAUUCUGCAUCUCAUUAAAUCGGUCUGUGAAUUGCUUGAAAAGGACUUAUUAUGCCCUGGCUCUUCCUUAAGUAGCAUGUCAUCAUAUGUAUGUGGCUGUUUGUGUAUUGCCAAAUGGCUUUAUGUUGUCCUGUUUAUGAAGAAGGCGAAUUGCAUUUAAGCAUCAACCUUGAAUGCCAUCUAUCUAUGUCUGUAUAAUUGUUUCUA